CGACAUGUCUGGGUGAGGUGACUUUUACGCACGCCGCUGAAAUGGAUCACAGACUCUCCAGAGGCAGCUGGGUACCCGUGACUGGUCUGGUUAUAUGUCUCCUCCUGUGUGCGUGCGUGGUGGACCUGGUUCUGGCGCAAAUCCGUUACUCCAUCCCGGAGGAGCUGGAGCACGGAGCCUUUGUGGGCAACAUCGCAGAGGACCUGGGUUUGGAUGUGGCCAAGCUGUCAGCGCGCCGCUUUCGGAUUGUCUCCGGCGCAAAGAAGCAAUAUCUGGAGGUGAACCUGGAGAACGGCAUCCUGUUUGUGAACGAAAAGAUAGACAGAGAGGAGCUGUGCGAACGGAGCCCGAGCUGCUUCCUCCACUUACAGGUGGUCAUUGAAAACCCGCUAGAACUCUACAGAGUGGAAGUGGAGAUUUUAGACGUGAACGACAACUCUCCCAGCUUCCCGUGGACCGAGUUUAACCUCGACGUCACGGAGUCCGCGGCGCCCGGCUCGCGGUUCCCGUUAGAGAGCGCGCAGGACCAGGACGUGGGCACCAACUCUCUGCGCUCCUACCAGCUGAGCUCGAACGCGCACUUCGCGCUGAACAUCCAGACGCGCAACGACGGGAGCAAGUUCGCGGAGCUGGUGCUGGACACCCCGCUGGACCGGGAGCAACAGAAAAAACACGACAUGGUCCUCACAGCGUUUGACGGAGGCUCCCCCGAACGCUCCGGGACGGCGCUCAUCACCGUGACAGUGUUAGAUGCCAACGAUAACGUGCCCGUGUUCGACCGCUCCGUUUACAGGGCGAGUCUGGUGGAAAACGCACCGAGAGGGACGUUGGUGCUCAAACUGAACGCCUCAGAUCUGGAUGAGGGCUCGAACGGGGAAGUUACCUAUGCGUUUAGUGGGCACGCGCCUCUCAAGGUGCGCGAGCUGUUCAGCGUGGACCCGUAUAUGGGGGAAAUCCGAGUGAAGGGCGUUGUGGACUACGAGAAAGCCAGCGUGUACGAGCUUUACGUACAAGCUAAAGACAGGGGGCCGUCGGCUGUGGCCGUGCACAGCAAAGUGCUGGUUGACAUCCUGGAUGUGAAUGACAACGCGCCCGAGGUCAUCCUGACAUCCGUGUCCACACCUGUCCAGGAAGACGCGCCUCCGGGUACGGUGAUUGCCGUGAUCAGCGUGAUGGACCGAGACUCCGGGGAGAACGGGAACGUGGACUGCCAGAUCCCGAGCAACGUUCCCUUUCAGCUCCACACGUCUUUUAAAAACUAUUACACUCUGGUGAGCAGCGAGUCGCUGGACAGGGAGACUGUCUCCGAAUACAACAUCACCCUCACCGCACGAGACCUGGGCUCUCCAUCGCUCUCCACCAGAAAAACGCUUCUGGUUCAAGUGUCUGACAUAAACGACAACCCCCCGCGGUUCUCCCAACCUUCAUACACAGUUUAUGUGACCGAGAAUAACGCCCCCGGCGCCUCCAUUUGCUCCGUCACUGCGUUCGACCCCGAUUCGAACCAGAACGCCUAUCUGUCCUACUCUAUCCUGGAGGGUCAGAUUCAGGGCAUGCCCGUGUCCACUUACGUCUCCAUCAACUCGGACAACGGCAACAUCUACGCGCUGCGCUCUUUCGACUAUGAGCAACUCAGAAACUUUCAGAUCCUGGUGCAGGCGCAGGACGCAGGCUUCCCCCCUCUCGCCAGCAAUGUCACCGUGAAUGUCUUUGUCCUCGACCAGAACGACAACGCGCCUGUCGUCGUGUCUCCGCUGCCCAAAAACGGCACGGUGGCGACGGAGGUGGUCCCGCGCUCUGUGGACGCGGGGUAUCUGGUGACCAAAAUAACAGCUUUGGACGCGGACGCGGGGCAGAACUCCCGGCUGUCCUACCAGGUGCUGCAGGCGACAGACCCGGCUUUAUUCAGCGUGGCUCUGUACACUGGAGAGAUCAGGACCAUACGCCGCUUGGCUGAAAAAGACGCAACAAGGCAAAGACUUGUGGUGUUAGUGAAGGACAACGGGCAGCCACCGCUGUCCGCCACUGUCUCCAUUGUCCUCACAGUUGUAGAGAGCGUGCCAGAGUCGCUGUCAGAUUUCGGAGACCUCAUCAGCCCAAAGCCCCCCUCAAACCUCGCCCUCUACUUGAUCGUGUCACUGAGCACAAUCUCUUUAAUUUUCCUCCUGGCUAUUAUAGUGCUGGCUGCGGUCAAGUGCUAUAAGGACAGAGAGACCCACAGCGGGUAUAACCUGCCCCCCUUAGCCUGCUGCUGCUGCGGGGGGUUUCAGCCGGAGCCGCCCCCUGAGGUGUUUAAAAAGUCCAACCUAAACCUGCAGAUCUCCUCCGCAGCUAAAGUCCCCACGAACUGCAUGGAGGUGAAUGGAAACGGCAGCUUCUCUCAGUCAUAUUGUUAUAAAGCGUGUCUGACUCCCGAAUCAGCCAAAAGUGACUUUCUGUUUGUGAAGCCGUGCAGCCCGAGCAGCACGCCGCGGAACAACGAGGCGAAGAGCGCGGAGGGCGCGUGGAACAGCCGGAGCGCGUCUGUGAACAACGGAGCCGCGACCCCCUGCGAGCUGAAGCAGCCAAACACAGACUGGACUCUUACAAAGACUCAGAACUCAUCUAUCAAAAGUUACAACUCCAUCAACAUGGAUGGCACCCUCAUGCGUAAGGCCAUGCAUGCAGACCCAGAGAACUACGUCACCUCCAUGGCACCUGGGCAGUACUGGACCUGGGGAAACCACAUGAAACGCACAAAAGACUUUAAGAUGUCUCCUUCACCCAGUGGCCUCACCCCUCGCCCCUGGACUCCUCGCUGCACACCUCCUCCCCAGCAGCAGCAGCCAUCGCUUCCCUCCCACCCGCAGCCCCACCCACACCCGCCGCCCGACUACCACCACAACGUCUACAUCCCCGGAACACCGUCAGGCUUCUGCACCCUGCGGCCCGCCGUACACCGAAGCGAGCUGGACGUCCACAACUCUUUCUCCACGUUUGGCAAGAAGCGGCGGCUGCAGAUGUCCCCCCAGGGGGAGGCUGCAGUGAUAAAUAAUGAUCUGUACAAUGACUGACUCAUCAAUGACUGCCUGAAAGGAUGAUUGAGAUGAUGGAUAAACUCACGAGGAAAGCAGAAGGAGAAACCAUUCAGUUCUCAAACUAGUUUGAUUUAUGAGCGGUUUGAAAAUGGAGAUGAACAGCAAUCUACCGAGGGAUAGAAAUAAUUAAUGGACUGUCUCUUUUGGAGAUAAUGAUUAUUUAUGUGACACGCCACUGCAACAUUGUCAUUGUGUCUGUUGUUAUUGCAGCUGAUUACAACAUUUAUUACAAUUACUAUUAUUUAGACAAUCAAAC
Messenger RNA from Nematolebias whitei (Rio pearlfish), 3333 nucleotides. RefSeq lists its product as uncharacterized. Gene Ontology annotation, cellular component: plasma membrane. Lineage: Eukaryota; Metazoa; Chordata; Actinopteri; Cyprinodontiformes; Rivulidae. The coding region runs from base 42 to 3053 and encodes 1003 amino acids. The record is from RefSeq and is a predicted model, not a curated record. Gene Ontology annotation, biological process: homophilic cell-cell adhesion. The transcript is spliced from 4 exons. Gene Ontology annotation, molecular function: calcium ion binding.